AACAUGGAGAAGGCCAAUCACACAGUGACUCAGUUCAUCUUGCUGGGUUUCACAACAGACCCUGUAAUGCAGCUCAUCCUUUUUGUAUUGUUUUUGGGAGUUUACUCUCUGACUUUGCUAGGAAACAUCACGCUCAUCGUGCUAAUCUGCAAUGACUCCAGGCUCCACACACCCAUGUAUUUCUUCAUUGGAAAUCUGUCUUUUCUGGAUCUUUGGUAUUCUUCUGUUUACACCCCAAAGAUCCUAGUAACCUGCAUCUCCGAGGACAAGAGCAUCUCCUUUGCAGGAUGUCUGUGUCAGUUCUUCUUCUCUGCUGGACUGGCAUACAGUGAGUGUUACUUGCUGGCUGCCAUGGCUUAUGACCGCUAUGUGGCCAUCUCCAAGCCCCUUCUUUAUGCUCAGGCCAUGUCAAGACAAUUGUGCAUAUGCCUGGUUAUGUACUCCUAUACUGGAGGAUUUGUUAAUGCAGUCAUAUUAACCAGCAAUACAUUCACAUUGGAUUUUUGUGGUGGCAAUGUCAUUGAUGACUUCUUUUGUGAUGUGCCACCUCUGGUGAAGUUGGCAUGUGAUGUGAGGAAGAGUUACCAGUCAGUUCUAUACUUUCUCCUGGCCUCCAAUGUCAUUACCCCCACCCUGCUAAUCCUGGCCUCCUACCUCUUCAUCAUUGAUGCCAUCCUAAGGAUCCGCUCCACACAGGGCCGCCUCAAGGCCUUCUCCACCUGCUCUUCCCAUUUGGUCUCUGUCACCCUGUACUAUGGUUCCAUUCUCUACAUCUACUCUCGCCCAAGUUCCAGCUACUCCCUAGAGCGGGACAAGAUGGUGUCUACCUUUUAUACUGUGUUGUUCCCCAUGCUGAACCCCAUGAUCUACAGCCUCAGGAACAAAGAUGUGAAGGAAGCCCUGAAAAAGCUCUUCAGAUUAGCACAGUCUGAAGUCUAA
Jaculus jaculus (lesser Egyptian jerboa) is the source of this 939-nucleotide messenger RNA. RefSeq names its product olfactory receptor 1013-like. Bases 4 to 939 code for a protein of 311 amino acids. Gene Ontology annotation, cellular component: membrane. The record is from RefSeq and is a predicted model, not a curated record. NCBI's taxonomy places the organism in Eukaryota, Metazoa, Chordata, Mammalia, Rodentia, Dipodidae. The transcript has a single exon. Gene Ontology annotation, molecular function: olfactory receptor activity; G protein-coupled receptor activity; odorant binding. Gene Ontology annotation, biological process: sensory perception of smell; G protein-coupled receptor signaling pathway.